Molecule: messenger RNA, 2358 nt
Organism: Prunus mume (Japanese apricot)
Lineage: Eukaryota; Viridiplantae; Streptophyta; Magnoliopsida; Rosales; Rosaceae
Source: RefSeq, a predicted model, not a curated record
AGUACUUCUUUCCUGGCGCCAGUUGGAAAGUAUCCAGCCUACGCCGACUAUAUAUACACACAUAGAAGAUCAGCUUCAGGCCAGAGUGAUCAAAGUUUCGCUUACAGUUAGGGUUUCAAUCGCAACGAAAGCAAAAGGCAUUUUCUUUCUUUCUCCGUGAUCGUUUUCUUUCUCAUUGAUCGUUCGUCCAUUUGGAUUGACUGUGCUUCGAAAUCAGUCCAGACGAUAAUCGAAUAGCUUCAAAGCUCAAAGCUCUCGCCCAAUCGAAUCGAUCAGGUUUGCUUCUUCUCUUCACGCGUCUCUGCAAUCGCAUUGUUCCUUCUAGAGUUUUGUUCGUUUUCGACCGUUAAUUGAUACCCAAGAGGCUAUUUUUUUCGCGGAACGCGUAUAUCUUGAGGAUAAUGGUUUUUGGUUAUGGGUUUGAUGCUCGCUCAAACUGGAUAUCUAGGGUUUCGAUUUUAGGGUUAUUUUUAUUGUUGUUUAGGAUACGCCUUGGGAUCGGCGACUGGCUAGUUUGAAAAGUUUUCGAAUUGAUUUAAAGGAUUUGAAGAAUCCGCCCUUGCUAGUUUCUCGAUUCUUAGAGGGUGAUCGUACGUCGAUUUGGAUUUCAAGGCUUAUCGGGUUUCGUAUAUUUUUAGGGUUUUCUGAAGAUCGAUCAAAUAUUGAAAUUCUGUUUGAGGAGGUGAUCUUCGAAGCCGUCUCUCUGCGAUUUCUUAUUGGUUUCAAAAUUUGUGUUUAGAGAAUGGCCACUAAGGUAGUGAGGAGGCACACCAAUAGACCAGAAAGAUCAGUGUAUGCUCGACCUGCAGGAGGACCUUCAAAAACUGUUUGCGCCUUUUGGGCUGCUGGAAGGUGCACAAGGGAAUUCUGUCGUUUCCUGCACGCGGAUGCACCGCCUUCAUCCAUGAACCCUCAAAUUUCAAAGAAGUCGACUCUUGUUUGGACGAAGGAAGCAACUGCCACCGAAAAGGGCAAUGCAUGCAAUGCUACUCAGAAAAGCAAUGCUCCUCACGAAAGCAAUGCUCCUCAGAAAAGCAAUGCUGCCCAGAAAAGCAAUCCUACUCCGAAAAGUGUCUGCAAGUUCUGGGUAGAUGGAAAUUGUGUGAAAGGUGAUCGAUGCCGGUAUUUGCAUAACUGGUUCCGUGGUGAGGGGUUCUCCAUGUUGGCAAAGCUCCAAGGGCACACGAAGUCUGUCACUGGUAUUGCCCUUCCUGAACGAACUAACAAGCUUUAUUCAACCAGUAAAGAUGGAACAGCCAGAGUUUGGGACUGCCAUAGUGGUGAAUGUGGCAGUGUGAUUGAUCUUGGUGGUGAAGCAGGUUCUUUAAUUAGUGAGGGCCCAUGGGUUUUUGCUGGUGUACCAAAUCUUGUUAAGGUUUGGAAUACUGAGACAAAUUCUGAAUUCAACCUGGAUGGACCUGUUGGCCAAGUGCAUGCUAUGGUGGUUGGUAAUGAAAUGCUUUUUGCCGGGACACAGAAUGGUGAUAUAUGUGUGUGGAAAGGUAGCACUGAAACUAAUCCGCCAUUUUAUACUGCUGCAACUCUGAAGGGCCACACUGGUGCUGUGGUAUGUUUAACUGUUGGGCGCAACAGGCUUUACUCGGGUUCUGUGGACCAUACAAUUAAGGUGUGGGACCUUUAUACUUUGCAGGGUGUUCUGACACUAAAUGGGCAUUCUGGUGCAGUGAUGUCUCUUCUUUGCUGGGAUCAGUUCUUGCUCUCAUGCUCACUGGACGACACGAUAAAGGUGUGGGCUGCCAGUGAAGGAGGCGGUUUGGAAGUGACCUACACUCACAACGAAGAGCAGGGUGUUCUUGAUCUUGCCGGAAUGACAGAUGCAGAAAGCAAGCCAAUCUUGCUUUCUUCUUGCAAUGAUAAUUCUGUCCGCAUAUAUGAACUGCCAUCAUUCACUGAAAGAGGCAGAUUAUUUGCAAAACAAGAAGUUCGGACGGUCGAGGUAGGACCUGGAGGACUAUUCUUCAGUGGGGAUGCAACUGGUCUCCUUUCUGUUUGGAAGUGGAUGGAUCCUCCCUCCGUCAAAGUGGAGUCUUCAUGAGUUACUUUACUCCAUCUAGUUCCGUGAAUAUUUUAGACAAGAACAUUUCCUUCAGUUUGCAUGAGCCAUUGCUAUGGUGGCCGUGAAGGCAUCAAUGAACAAUUGUAGCAAUCCUGUAUCAAAAUUUUUGACAGCCAGUCAGUUAUUCAGAUUAGUUUUGUUCAUUUAUGUAGGGAUCAAUUAUUAAUACAUGAUCUCUCGGAUGCUUGUUCGUACUCUGUAAUGUACAGUGAAAUUUUUCAUUCAGAAAAAUGAUUCAUUAUUGAGAAUUUAAAUUCAUGAUAAAUGCAAAAUUCUUUGGA